AUGUCAGGCCUUGUGUGGUUUAUCACCGGAGCCUCGAAUGGCUUCGGGCUCAUCCUGAGUCUACACGCCCUCAAGGCAGGCCACAGAGUAAUUGGAGCGAUGCGCAACAAGAACCGAGCCAGUGAUGCCGUGAAUUCCAUCAAGAGUGCGGGUGGUCAUGUCAUCGAGAUGGACAUGACAGAGGCACAGGAUAGCAUCGCCAAGAAGAUCCAGGACGUCAAUGAAACCCACGGGCCGAUCGACGUCCUAGUCAACAACGCGGGCUAUGCCAUGAUGGGACCGAUCGCUCAGUUCACCGAGCAGGAGAUCCAGACCCAGAUCCAGACCAACUUCUACGGCCCUUUCUACGCAAUCCAGGCAGUCCUCCCAUCCAUGAGGGCCCGCCGGUCCGGCACGGUCGUCAACAUCAGCAGCGUCGCCGGGCAGGACGUUUCGCCGACGGGCGGCCUGUACUCGGCCAGCAAGUUCGCCCUCGAGGGGCUCAGCGAGGGGCUGGCGAAAGAAGAAGCGGAGUCGGGCAUCUCGGUGCUGAUCGUAGAGCCGGGGGCCUUCCGCACGAAUUUCCUCAGUGCGUUCGUCAGCGCCGAGAAGGGCGUCGGGGAGGGUUCCGCGCUCGGCGCGUCCAUGGACCGAUGGAGUACCAGUUCUGGCAAGCAGCCGGGCGACCCAAAUAAGGGCGCCGAGGUCAUCUUCCAGGUCGUGACUGGCGAGGGCGACGCUGGGAGACUCAAAGGGGAGGUGCUCCGGCUGCCAUUGGGAAAGGAUGCGGUGGCUAGGAUUGAAGCCAAGGCCGAACGCGUGAAGCUGGAUGUGGCAGCUGCGAGGGAUGUGGCUUGUAGUACGGACUUCUAA
This is a messenger RNA of Diaporthe citri, 852 nucleotides long. RefSeq lists its product as uncharacterized. The transcript has 2 exons. The record is from RefSeq and is a predicted model, not a curated record. Gene Ontology annotation, molecular function: oxidoreductase activity. Lineage: Eukaryota; Fungi; Ascomycota; Sordariomycetes; Diaporthales; Diaporthaceae. Bases 1 to 852 code for a protein of 283 amino acids.